Molecule: messenger RNA, 845 nt
Organism: Hydra vulgaris (swiftwater hydra)
Lineage: Eukaryota; Metazoa; Cnidaria; Hydrozoa; Anthoathecata; Hydridae
Source: RefSeq, a predicted model, not a curated record
UGUGUGAGAAAGGAGGGCAUAUGCCUCAGUUACCAAACAAUACCCGAUGGAAUUCCCAAAUUGACUGUAUAGAAACAUACAUAAAAAACUACCAAAUUUAUGUAGAAAUAGUAGAUAAUCAUGAUAUACCUAUCAAAAUCAGAAAAAUUAUUGAAAAUCGAGCAAUAUUUAGAGAAGCUAACAGUCUUCAAACCCAACUCAAAAUAUUUGGUGUUGUUUUAGAUCAAAUGCAAAGUGACAGUUGUCACCUAUCCGAAUGUGUUGAGUUGUGGCUCUCACUUCUGAAUAACCCUGAACUAAGUCAUUACCACACAGCUAUCAAAAAGAGAUGUAAUGAUGCUAUGACACCUAUCCAUUAUCUUGCAUACAUGACCAAUCCUCCAUUUUUGGGUAAAAAUAAGUUUUGCUUAAAAAAAAAUUGUUUUCAUACCUAUAUGCUAAUCUGAAUUUUUUUUUUAUAGGCAAAAACCUGCCGAUUGAAAAUGAAGAUGAGGCUGAAGAAUGGCUUUACAAUCAUUAUCCUGAUUUUGUACCUGGGUUGAUUUUGCUUAAAUUAAAGGAUUGUGAUGCCUUUCCUAAAAGGAAGAGCAAUCAAAUUAUAUCAACAAUAUUGUGCAGUGAUUGGUGGUCUAUCAUUAACCAGAGAAAUGAAAAAUCAAUUCAGAAAAAAUUGCCUGAAGAAUUUUGCAAAUUUAUUUCUAAACUUCAAACGUGCCCUGCUAGCUCAGGAUCAAUAGAAAGAAUAUUUUCUUCAUUUGGUUUUAUUUGGUCAAAAGUUAGAAAUAAAUUAGGAUGUGAAAAGGCUAAAAAGCUUGUGCAAAUAUAUAGACAGUAUCAAAAAUAGU